AUGGGUGUCCCGAAGUUCUUCAGAUGGAUGUCCGAGAGAUAUCCAUCAAUCUCUCAACUCAUUGCUGAGAAUCGCAUUCCUGAGUUCGACUGUCUCUAUCUAGACAUGAAUGGCAUCAUCCACAAUUGCACUCACAAGGACGGCGAUGGACCCACCGCUCGGAUCACUGAAGAGCAGAUGUUUAUUGCAAUCUUCAACUACAUCGAACACCUUUUUGGAAAGAUCAAACCCCAGAAAUUGUUCUUCAUGGCUAUCGAUGGCGUCGCACCACGGGCAAAGAUGAAUCAACAGCGUGCUCGUCGCUUCAGAACUGCUCUCGAUGCUGAGAAAGCUCGAGAUAAGGCCAUUCGCGAAGGUGUUGAAUUGCCCAAGGAGGACCCUUUUGACAGCAACUGUAUCACUCCCGGUACAGAGUUUAUGGCCAAGUUGACCAGACAGCUCAAAUACUUCAUCAGCAAGAAGGUUUCGGAAGACGUCGACUGGCAGGGCGUCGAGGUCGUUCUGUCCGGUCAUGAAGUGCCCGGUGAGGGCGAGCACAAGAUCAUGGAGUACAUCCGACAGGCAAAAGCUCAACCGGGCUACAAUCCUAACGUGCGACACUGUCUUUACGGUCUCGAUGCUGACCUGAUCAUGUUGGGUUUGCUCAGCCACGACCCACACUUCUGCUUGCUACGCGAAGAAGUGACAUUCGGACGACAGGCCAAGAAGACCAAAGAGCUCGAGCAUCAAAAUUUCUAUCUCAUGCAUCUCUGCAUUGUACGCGAAUAUCUCGAAUUGGAGUUUCAGGAAUUGCGCGAGCCGGGUGCGCUGGAUUUUGAGUACGACAUGGAACGAAUUAUUGACGAUUUCAUCCUUAUGGCUUUCUUUGUCGGUAACGAUUUCUUACCAAACUUACCGAAUCUUCACAUCAAUGAAGGAGCGCUGGCGCUCAUGUUUCAAAAGUACAAAGAUAUUCUACCAAGAAUUGGAGGCUACAUCAACGAGCACGGUGUGAUCAACCUCGACCGCUUGUCUACUCUUCUCGAUGAGCUGUCCGAGGUCGAGCAUCGUUUCUUUGAAGCGGAAUAUCAGGAUGCCAGUUGGAUCGCAGCAAAGCGACAAAAGCCAGGUGAUGACGACUCGGCCGUGAAGCCCGGAAAAGUCCCGGCACGUAUAACGGUAGAUCAGAAAAAGCUCCUUGAGCAGAUCAGAACCUACUUUGUCGCACCGGCCGACAAGGACGCCACACGCGAGCCACUUAACCUCCCUCACACUCUUCCAGCACGCGAUCGAAAGUUCGUGCAGCAGCUGGCCACAGAUUUGAACCUGCAAUGGAGCACCGAAGAAGAUGAUCAAGGCAACCGCUUUGUGCAAUUGCGUUUCCCUCCCAGCGAUGACGACGAUGAUUCGGUUGACGAAGAAGAAGCCCAGGCUGCAGCUGCACGUAUUCUUAAGCGUUACAAGAACGCGAAGGUUGAGCAAGGUUCAAGCGAAGAAGCACAGCAACACAUGCAAAAGAAGUAUGAUGAGAAGUUUCAUCAAUGGAAGAACACCUACUACACCGAGAAGUUCGAAUGGGGCCUGGACAAUCAUGAAGAGAUGCGAGCUUUGACAGAAAACUACGUUCAGGGCUUACAAUGGGUGCUGUACUACUACUAUCGAGGCGUGGCUUCCUGGCCAUGGUUCUACCAAUAUCAUUACUCACCAAUGAUUUCGGACGUCAAGAAUGGCCUGAAGGCAAAUAUGAACUUCACGCUCGGCCAGCCAUUCCACCCAUACGAACAGUUGAUGGGAGUACUACCGGACAGGAGCAAGUCCAUUGUACCAACGGUCUAUUGGGAGUUGAUGACUUCUCCGGCCUCCCCAAUCAUCGACUUCUACCCGCGCGACUUCGAUCUCGACAUGAACGGCAAGAAGCAAGAGUGGGAAGCCGUCGUCAAGAUCCCCUUCAUCGAUGAGAAGAGGCUCCUCAGCGCAAUGGCCACAAAGAACCAUCUGCUCAGUGACGACGAGAAGAAGCGCAACGAUUUCGGUGUGAGCUUGAAAUUCACGUACGACGAUCAGCUCGACUACACCUACCCAUCAUCUCUGACAGGUGUAUUUCCGGAUCUGCCGAAUUGCCACUGUCUUCAAAAUGUGUUCGAGUUGCCGACUAUGGAAGGUUUGGAGCCGUACGCUGGCUUGGUGAAAGGUGCCAAACUUGGCGCGGACGCCUUAGCCGGCUUUCCAAGUCUGAAGACUCUGCCCUUCACUGGCAGUCUCGGCUUUCAUGGCGUCAGCGUCUUCCAGCAGGACAGCCGGAACGAAAGUAUGGUCAUCACUCUGUCCGAUACUGAACGACGUACCAAGAUCGAGUAUUCCAAGGCACUCCUCAACCGUCGCGAGGCCAAAGUUGUCAAGGUAUCAGAUGAGCUGUUCGACUAUGUCAUGGAUCCUUCCACAAAUACAACGAAAGCCGUCGAACAUGACGGUAAAGCCAUCGAUGAGUUUCACAAGAAAGCGGAACGAACCGAGAAAUACUACAGCAAGCGCUUGGGCAUGCUCACGGGUGAUGUCGAAUCGGUCGUGCAUGUUGAAAUGCUGAAAGGGCUCAAGAAGCUCGACGAUGGCUCCACUGUCAAAGAAUACGCCGACAUGCCUGGCCUCGAGCUGAUCCACGCUGCUCAACUUGUAGUCGAGCAUGUCUCUAGUGAGGACACUCGGUUCAUCGAGCAGGCCGCAUUGCCGAUCGAAGAAGAAUUCCCUAUCAACUCCAACGCCUUCUUCCUCGGCGAAUUUGCAUAUGGCAGACCCGUCAGCGUCACGGGCCAUCAAGACGGGCGCGCCAAAUGUCUGGUCGCCACAACGACGGCAAGGCAGGUAGAGUUUGGCAGAGACAUUGCUCAGCAAGCCGAGCGUCUCUCACCCUACGUGCCAUCAUACAUGGUUGCUCGGGAACUAAAGUUCAACGCAUUAGCUCUUGCAAAAAUCACUUCGGCUUAUUCGAUCAAGGUGGACGACAAGCGCGUGAAUCUUGGACUCAACCUCAAGUUCGAGGCAAAGAAGCAGAAGGUCCUUGGCUACUCACGGAAGAGUGCAGGCGGAUGGGAGUUCAGUCGCGCAGCUGUCAACCUACUGACGACGUACAUGACCAAGUUUCCAGACUUCAUCGCUGCACUUCACCAUAACCCACAGGGCGACAUGCUCUCACCUACCGAUCUGUUCCCCGGUGACGAGGGUCAAGCCAAUGCCCGUGUCAAGGAGAUCCAGACAUGGCUGAAGGAGAUCGAGUCCAAGAACAUGGAGCGCGUACCUCUCGAAGCCGAACAGCUCGACUCUGAUGUGGUGAAGAUGGUGGAGCACAAAGCCGAUGAGCUCUUCGCGAUGGAGCCAGCGCCUGUCAACAAGACCAUGAACGGUAUCCCUCGACAAGCUCUCCUGAAGCCAUCAGACGCGCAGUGGCGUCUCGGACAGCAGAAGUUCGUCCUCGGUGACCGCGUCAUCUACGUUGCAGACUCCGGCAAAGUUCCCAUUGCGUCGAAGGGCACGGUUGUUGGCUUGACGCAGACUACUCGCGAGACCUGGCUAGACGUGGUCUUUGACGUCUCUUUCAUGAGCGGCACCUCGCUUGGCGACCGCUGCUCUCCAUUCCGCGGCCAGACGGUGCAGACAUGGGCAGUACUGAAUCUCAGCAACCGCCAAGUGGUCUCUGGGUCCAAAGCCAGCACGGCUCGGCAACACGUCAACGGCACAGCGCAGACGCCGCUUACUGUCGGUGGCUACGGCAUGCCUGGUGCUGGUCAACUGCACCCGGCUGCUACUCCAGCACCUCUCCGUGGUGGUUGGCGAGGCGCUGUGACAGGUGGCAACAACUUGCCUCGCGGUGGAAGCGGGCAAAACGGUGCACGUGGUGGCGGUGGCGUCAACGGUAGCUUGCCAUAUCGCAACGCUAGCAAUCCCAAUGGCUAUUCGAACGGCUUCAACCACCAGCAGAGCUCCGGUCGAGGAGCACGUGGUGGUUUGGGCUUCAAUGCCAGCCCCAGUCAGGCGACUCGAGGAGGCUACACGCCGCUCGAGCGUGGCGAUGGGCAGACUGGUGUCGUGCAGAACAAUCCGAAUUUCAGACCGAAGCAGCAUAACAAUGUACCGCCGCCAGCUGCUGUCAAUCAGGGAUCAGACGGAAGGGGCCGUGGACGUGGACGGGGCCGAGGAAGAGGCAGCAGGGGCGGUGAGCGAGGAGGGCUCGGUGCGAAUCGUGGUGGGAACGUGCUCGGCGGUACGCCUGCUUGA
Molecule: messenger RNA, 4248 nt
Organism: Cyphellophora attinorum
Lineage: Eukaryota; Fungi; Ascomycota; Eurotiomycetes; Chaetothyriales; Cyphellophoraceae
Product: 5'-3' exoribonuclease 1
Exons: 2
Coding region: 1-4248 (1415 amino acids)
Biological process (GO): nuclear-transcribed mRNA catabolic process; rRNA catabolic process
Cellular component (GO): nucleus
Molecular function (GO): RNA binding; 5'-3' RNA exonuclease activity
Source: RefSeq, a predicted model, not a curated record